CACUGUCUGUCUCCCGAAUACUGUACGGUCUGUUUGUAAAUGUCAAACAAACAUUAGUGCAGUGUGUGUGUGUGAGACACGGCCGCACGGUUUAUUUUAUUCACUCGAGAAUACUUACUUAAAUGCUCAUACAUAACUGCAUCCGAUCAUUAUUUUAUCCCAUGUAGUUGGUGGCACUACCACAGUCUUGUUACAUCCGGCGGUGAUAGCACUAGUGCAAUGAAUCCCGUCUGCUAUAAUGGGGGGGCCCAUGAUAGACUUAUACAUGAGGCUGACCAGCUCAUUUCUCAUAUUGAACGCGGAUCCAUGAUACUAAAACUUUAUCCGCGCAAGCGGCCCGAGCGUCGUUCUCUCUCCGUAAGGAGGGAAACCCUACAAAUUAUUUGGGCCAGAGCAGGAAUUCCUCCGAAGAAUAUGUUUGAAGGCGCGCUCGACAUUCGAGAUAUCAAGGAAGUGAGACUCGGCAAGGGAUCCAAACACUUCGAGCGCUGGGCGGAGGAGGUGAAGAGGCUGGAGAGCUCCAAAUGUUUCACCAUCUAUUAUGGUUCUGAAUUCAAACUGCGCGCAGCUUCGUUUGCAGCCCAAACUGACAAGGAAUGUGAAGCCUGGGUAAAGGGAAUCAGGUUUCUCAUUGAGGAGGCAGUGAAUGCAUCAUACCCCUUGCAAAUUGAGAGAUGGCUGCGGAAGGAGUUCUAUGCUAUAGAAAACGCUCAUGAAAAGAAACUAAGUAAAUGUUUCGCAGUAAAGUUAUUUAAACUAAAACUCGGAAGAAUAUCGAGGGUGAAAAAACAACACACCAUCUCAUUGAAGGAAGUGAAGGGAUUCCUUCCGAAAAUAAACUGUAAGAUAGCCACCAACAAGCUGCGGGAUAUAUUUCAAGAGGUGGACACAGAUAAAAGGGGAGAAAUCGGCUUCGACGACUUCUCUAGCCUUUACCAGAAACUGAUUUUUGACGAAAAUAAUGUCCACGAUAUUUUUGACAAGUACUCGUUGUACUGCAAGAAUGGCUCGACCAUCACAUUACGUGAAUUUCAAAGCUUCCUCCGAGUGGAACAGCAUGACAGGCUUGGAGAUGAUGAAGCCGUCGCUUCCCAGUUCAUACGAGAUUACCUGCGCGAUCCGCAAAGGGAUAUCUAUGAACCGUAUUUCACUUUGAAUGAGUUUGUUGAGAUGCUGUUCUCGAAACAAAACACCAUCUGGGACAGUAAACAUGAUGCCGUGACACAGGACAUGACGAGACCACUAUCCCAUUACUGGAUAUCUUCAUCGCAUAAUACGUAUCUCACCGGCGAUCAAUUUUCGAGUGAAUCUUCGUUGGAAGCUUACGUUCGUUGCCUGCGGUCUGGGUGCCGAUGCAUUGAGCUCGACUGCUGGGAUGGCCCGGAUGGAACUCCAUUUAUUUACCACGGCCACACACUGACCACCAAAAUAAGAUUCAUGGAUGUCCUACGAACAAUUAAAGAACACGCUUUCGUGGCGUCCGAUUACCCGUUGAUUCUGUCGAUUGAAGAUAACUGCACCUUGCCUCAACAACGCCGCAUGGCGACCGCUUUCCAAGAUGUCUUCGGAGACAUGCUGGUCGUCCAGCCAUUUGACAAAAACGAGACUUGUUUGCCGUCACCUGAAAACCUGCGCAGAAAAAUAAUUCUAAAGCACAAGAAGUUACCAGAAGGGGCGGAAGAAACUUCCUUUUCGUUUCGUCAGGAAGAGGUAAAGGAUUUAGACUUGCGGAAUUCUAUCAAGAACGGAAUAUUGUUGCUCGAGGACCCGGUAGAUAAGGAGUGGAAUCCCCACGCUUUCGUACUGACGGAAUCCAAGCUGUAUUAUACGGAGCAUUACAGCAAUCAGCAGGAGACUGAUGCGGAGAGUGAUGGAGAGCCUGAAGCCGAGGCCCCUGUGGUUCCUCAGGAGGAGCUGCACUUCGGGGAGUGCUGGUUCCACGGUAAGCUGGCGGGGAACAGGCAGGAGGCCGAGGAGCUGCUGCGGAACCACGCACACCUCGGAGACGGCACGUUCCUAGUGCGCGAGAGCGUCACAUUCGUGGGCGACUACUGCCUGUCGUUCUGGCGCCAGGGCAAAGUCAACCACUGCCGCAUCAAGUUGAAGCAGGAGCGCGGGGUCACCAAGUACUACCUCAUUGACACCGUCUGCUUUGACAGUCUCUAUAGCUUGAUCACACACUACAGGCAGCAUCCAUUGCGCAGUCAGGAAUUCUUGAUUACGCUGAGAGAACCGGUGCCUCAGCCAAACAAGCACGAGGGCAAGGAGUGGUUCCACCCAUUCUGCACUCGUGCUCGGGCAGAAGAGUUGCUACGCAAGGCCAACACUGACGGCGCGUUCCUCGUCCGGCCCAGCGAGAAGGACAACUCUUCCUUUGCUAUAAGUUUCAGGACGCAAAGGGAGAUAAAGCACUGCAGGAUCAAGCUCGAAGGUCGUCUGUACACCAUCGGCACGGUGAGGUUUGAGAGCCUGGUCGAGCUGGUCAGCUACUACGAGAAGAAUCCUUUGUACAAGAAGGUUACGCUGUGGCUGCCCAUCAGCGAAGAACUUGUUAGGCGUAUUAUUGCCGAACCUGACGACAACACUGUGUACGGGACCCCAGGCUACAUGGAUCCGACAGCUUUCACUUCUAAGGUGACUGUGAAAGCUCUGUAUGACUACCGCGCGCGGCUGGACGACGAGCUGUCGUUCUGCAAGCAAGCCAUCAUCACGAACGUGGACAAGCCGGACGGGGGCUGGUGGCGCGGAGACUAUGGCGGCAAGAAGCACCACUGGUUCCCCGCUAACUACGUGCAGGAAAUAGAGGUUCCGCACAUUCCCGACGGCCCAGGUCUCGAGAACGAAACCGCAGCUUUGGGCUCAUUACAGAAAGGCGUCGUAGACGUGCUAGGCGCUGUGGUGGAACUGGUAGUGGGUGAUGAGGGCGGCGCGCCGCGCUGGCUGGUGCGCAUACAGAGCCCGCAGAUGUGCGGCCCCUUCGACAUGGCCGCGCCCACCCGCGAGAUAGCGCUCGAAUGGCUCACCGCCAUCAAAGAGGCAGCCAUCAGUGCCAGUGCCCGCUCCCUUCAGCAUAAAAAGAUGGAACGCACGUGGAGGAUUGCUAAAGAGAUGUCCGACCUGAUAGUCUAUUGUCGCUCCGUCACUUUCAACCAGGAGCGCAUUCGCAACAAAGGCUUCAUAUACAACGAAAUGUCUUCUUUCCCCGAAACCAAAGCUGAGAGGCUGAUGUGCCAACAGGAGACUCCGUUCUUCCUCAAGUAUCACACCAAACAACUGAGUCGCAUUUACCCGAAAGGACAGAGGAUCGAUUCUUCGAACUACAACCCUGUUCCAUUCUGGAACGCUGGCUCUCAGAUGGUAGCUCUGAACUACCAGACCCCGGAUAAGCCGAUGCAGAUUAAUAUGGGAAAGUUCAAGGAGAACGGUGGUUGCGGUUACGUCUUGAAGCCGGAGUUUAUGUUCGAUGAAGGCUACAAUCCGUAUUCGAAGAAGAGUAUUGAAAAGAAAGUGAAGCCGUUGCUAGUGAAACUGCGCUUGAUCGGGGCCAGGCACCUCAUAAAGACAGGCCGUGGCACUACCAGCCCGUCGGUGGAAGUCGAAAUUAUUGGGGCGGAAUAUGAUUCUGGCACUAAACUCGUCACAAAGACAGUUGCUGAUAACGGCCUAAACCCGGUUUGGAACGACAUUUGCGAAUUUGAGGUGAAAAACCCCGAUCUGGCUCUCAUUCGUUUCCUUGUUCAAGAUGAGGACAUGUUCGGAGACAGGAACUUCAUAGGGCAGGCAGUAUUCCCAAUCACAUGCCUGCGAUCUGGGUACCGAAGCGUACCUUUGACCAACGCGUACUCAGAGGAACUUGAGCUAUCAUCGCUGAUGGUCCAUAUAGCCUUCAUCAUCAGCAAAUAGAUGAUUUAGUAAAUAUAAUCCCCUACAGCUGGGCAUGAUGUUUGUAGCCAAAAAUUUGUCAAGAUAUAUACAGUGAGGUGAAAGUAUAUUUAUUACACUACUGGAAACUUUUUAGAGAGGCAAAAUUAUUAUAUUUACUAAAUGUUUAUGAUCGUUUAAAAUUUUAAUGUUAUGAAACUUAUACAACAUGAUAUAAUAUUGUCUUCUAGAACGUAUAUUUAUAUUUUUCAUAUAAAUGUUGAAGUAGGUGUAGAACUAAAAGGUGUGUGUCAGAGUCUACGGUAGUGUUACUGGUUUAGAUUUGAGGUCAUGGUCAUAGAAAAUAAAUAGUUAAUUUAAGAAUGCUACUAUUUUAUAUAAGGCUCUAAUUAAUAUUUAUUUUUCUUCAUGGAAACAUCGUUGCAUCAUUCUUUCAUUCACACACACACACAUCUGGCCUGAUGAUACAACUAAAACACUCAACUAGUGUAGUUUUAAUUUAUAUAAUAUACGAUAUUUAAUAUAUUUUAUAUGUAUAUUGCAGCUUGCAAACAAGGUUUCUCGUAGGUUUUAAAGCCUUGAUGAACUUUCUCGAAUAUUUAAUGUACCUAAGACAAAUUUGAUCUGAUUGAUCUGAAUGGUUGCUAUUUAGCCGGCUGCUAUACUGGCAGCUUAUAUGAAGGGCUGGUGCCAAACUCUAUGUAGAUUAACAAGAAAAGGAGUGCUAUGGCGGUGCUUGAACUCAAAUGAACUAACUAUACAUUAUCUAUGGAUAUUUAAAUUCUCUUGCAUGUUUAUGGUGAAAGUUCAAGCCCGUAUAUUGUAACUGUAAAGUGAGAAGAGUGCCUAACAUGCUAAUUUAUUUGAGGUUUGAAAACAUGGUCUUCCUCGUUAAUCCUAAGUCUCGUCUUCCUGUUUUUUAGAUUAUCCUUAGACUAGGUAUAGUAACACACGGAACCCUUACUUCGGCUGCUGCCAGUUAUUUAAUAACUUUUAACAUUAUUCCCUAUUUAAACUAAUAUUUUAAGGAAGGUCAUGUUUAUAUUUGUGUAUCAGGGAAGCAAAGAAAGCAUAAUAUGAGCUUACUAAGACUGAUUGAGGUAAUUACAACAAAGUGAAAUGAAAGUGAGAAUUUUAAACUCUAUUGCAAUUCCAAAGAUUGGGAUGAAAGCCUUGUUAGCGUGCAAACGCAAGAGUCCAACAUUAGGACACACACAGUUGUCUAUUUUGAGUAUGUAAAAAUACAGAAAUCGAUUAAUAAGUAGGACUUUAGUCAAUGUCGAUUUCUUUGUAGAAAUAUUUUGACACGAAAUAAUCACAAUUACAUUGUAAUCAAUUAUGUUUUAUUAAUGUAUAUGUAUGUUUAAUUGUAGCAUAAUUUAGAUAACGCGUAUACAAUUUUCCAAAUAUUUAGUUAAGUUCAAAUAUCUUCAAGAGUUAAAAUAUUGAAUGAAUAUUUGGUACACAUUGUAUCAUCAAUUUCAUCUUACCAUUUUAUAUUUCAGAUGUUCGCAUAAUAAAUUAGUUGAAAAUAUAAUAUGUAUGUAUGGCAAUACAGUUAUAUUUACAGUACUAGUUAUUUCAAUAUUUUCACAAACUGCUAUAAAUGUGCACAAUAUAAUUUUCAUAGCUGUUGAACGUAUUGGAAAGUUGUAACGGUUUAGCAGGUGAAAGCAAGCACUGGCAAAAUAGGACACUCGCGAUGUCGUCGCAGCUACAAUUAAAUUAUAACGAUGUUCAUUCAAACCCGCUUAGUAUUUAUAUGAAAAAAAAAAACAUAAUUAUUCCUUGCGUCUAUUGCCUGCGUCACCUGUUAAAAGUGAAAACUAAUAUUUAAAAAUCGAAUCAUUAUUAUAGAAUUCAUAAUUAUUUUAUUCUGAAACAUUCACAAAAGUAGUACGUAAUUAGUAGUCGAGAUCGAUCGAAAAUAUUUUAUUAGUAAGUAGAACAAUUUCAAAUAUUAUUUUUUAAAGAUACAUCGAAAAUGUGGUAUAAAUAUACAUGUAUCUAGUUUUUCGUUCCCCCUUUACAGAUUAUUAUUGUAUAAUAAAAUAUUAUUUGUAGGACAUAAAAAUCACAGACUAAUGAUAGGAAUGCUAUUAUUUUUAUUAUGCAUUUACAAUACUUACAUUUAUUUUUACUAAGAUGGAAUAUGACUAAUGCAUUUACAUAAUUUAUAGUGCAAUAUAUUAUUGAAAUCAUUUAAUUACUGGAUAUUAAAAUCACAUAUGUAUAUUUAGUAUCUGACAAAAUAACAUGCUUUAUUGGUCUGUUAUUUUUAUAAAAAUUAAACUAUCAUUGAUAAAAUAACUUAUUUUCGAUCUUGUUAACUUGAAGAUCACUGUAUUCUAUGCUUGUAAUGAAAGUAAAUUCAUUGUAAUUAUAUUUGUAAUGGAUAACGGUUUUUAAAUCUUUAAUUUUUAUUGACUGAUCGCAACAUUAUUGUGAAUUACUACUUCUAAGUUUCUGCAGUUCUAACCAAAAUAGAUGAAAUGAUUUAAUUAAUAUUUUUCAUUGGAAGAACUAUUAUCUCAAAUAAUUGGCGUAAUUUGUAAAUUAUUAAUCCUUGAAAAUUACCGCCACAAAAAUAAGUCAUUUGUGUUGUCAGAUACAAUAAAGUUACGAGAAAUAAAAAGCGGAUUGUAAAAACAAAUAGAUCUGAAUAGUGGCAUCACUAAUUAGAUAAUAUUUUAAUUCAUUGAAAAUAUUAUGUCUCGGGAGGCUCCAGGCAACAAUUUUCCCCGGAAAGCGCUAUGUCAGUUUAAAACAUUAUGCUUACAUUGGCAGAUUGAAAUAAUAGUUUUAAAUUAAAUUCGAAAUUUUGUUGGCGUAUUCAGAAUAAAAUUAUUCAUUUUUCCUCAUAUUCAUUAUUCAUUUAACUUUAUUCAAGAUACCAGUGUAUGAUCGCCCUUAUGUUUAUCUAUUGUUGUGCAGGUUUUAGUUUAGCAAUUUAAAUGUUUGAUGUUUGAGUAGAUGUUAAAUAAAUAUUAAAUAAUUAUAAA
This is a messenger RNA of Spodoptera frugiperda (fall armyworm), 6884 nucleotides long. It is a transcript of the gene sl, whose product is annotated as 1-phosphatidylinositol 4,5-bisphosphate phosphodiesterase gamma-1. The transcript has 13 exons. Gene Ontology annotation, biological process: positive regulation of epithelial cell migration; phospholipid catabolic process; phosphatidylinositol-mediated signaling. The coding region runs from base 220 to 3903 and encodes 1227 amino acids. Gene Ontology annotation, molecular function: phosphatidylinositol-4,5-bisphosphate phospholipase C activity; calcium ion binding; protein binding. NCBI's taxonomy places the organism in Eukaryota, Metazoa, Arthropoda, Insecta, Lepidoptera, Noctuidae. The record is from RefSeq and is a predicted model, not a curated record.